AUGGCAUCGUCAUCCUUUAGAGACAGCAUGAACAACAUGGGCUGGUCACGACGCGAGCAGCCCGUCAACACGAGCCCGCAGAACCCGCUGCUGGGAACACUACAGAAGCUCAACCCUUUCAGCUCUGAAGGCAAUGUCAGGCUGCCCACGACUGAGAGCGGCGACGGGCCCGGCGCACCUCUGCCUGCGCGGACUCGACGAGAAGAGGAAGAAGGGUGGUUUGCACUAAGUCGAUGGGACCGCCUGCUCUUCUUUGGUGGCCUCAAUCUCGCCGCCAUUGCCCUGUUCGUUGUCUGCUUUACACUGCUACCUAUUCUGAGCCUGCGGCCGCGCAAAUUCGCAAUUCUGUGGUCUAUGGCGUCCACUCUUUUCUUGGGCUCGUGGGCGGUCAUGAUGGGUCCGCUUGUCUACGCACGCCAUUUGGUCUCGCAGGAGCGGUUGCCAUUCACAGCCACCUACUUUGGAAGCAUCGCUCUCACGUUGUAUUUUGCGGUUGGGCUGCACAGUACGAUACUUACCCUGAUGUCCUCGAUUGUCCAAAUCGUUGCCUUGGUGUGGUAUCUUGUCAGUUAUUUCCCCAUGGGCUCUACCGGCUUGCGAUUCGCUGCCAGAUUCGGGACCAGUCGCAUUACAUCGUGGUUCGACGAGUGA
Ramularia collo-cygni is the source of this 651-nucleotide messenger RNA. RefSeq names its product related to SFT2-suppressor of sed5 ts mutants. Gene Ontology annotation, cellular component: membrane. The coding region runs from base 1 to 651 and encodes 216 amino acids. Lineage: Eukaryota; Fungi; Ascomycota; Dothideomycetes; Mycosphaerellales; Mycosphaerellaceae. Gene Ontology annotation, biological process: vesicle-mediated transport. The transcript is spliced from 5 exons. The record is from RefSeq and is a predicted model, not a curated record.